Scomber japonicus (chub mackerel) is the source of this 2001-nucleotide messenger RNA. RefSeq names its product signaling receptor and transporter of retinol STRA6 (gene stra6). Gene Ontology annotation, cellular component: plasma membrane. Bases 1 to 2001 code for a protein of 666 amino acids. Gene Ontology annotation, biological process: vitamin A import into cell. Gene Ontology annotation, molecular function: retinol transmembrane transporter activity; signaling receptor activity. NCBI's taxonomy places the organism in Eukaryota, Metazoa, Chordata, Actinopteri, Scombriformes, Scombridae. The record is from RefSeq and is a predicted model, not a curated record. The transcript is spliced from 17 exons.
AUGGAUAAGGAUGUUCUACUGGACUAUGAAUACCCAGACCUGGACCCCCUACCAUCUAAAAUCGAAGCUGAAAUAAUUCCUCCAUGUGACCCCACUGCUGAUGACAGGCUCUACCAUAUAUGCAUCACUGCAAUAUCUCUUGUUGUCAUGCUGAUCCUAGCAAUCUUAGCCAGACGCACAAAGAUGGGUAACAGACCGAAAGGGCUCCCAGGUUUACUCAGUCCGGUCAACUUCCUGGACCAUACACAGCACAAGGGCCUGGCAGUGGCUGUGUUUGGAGUGCUCUUGUGCAAACUAUUUGGCCUCGUCAUAUCGCCAAACCCCCUCCCCUUCACGACAGACUCCGAAAACAAACAGAACUGGCUGAUUCUGGGAGUCUUCUACUAUCCCGCACUAUACUACCCUCUCCUGGCAUGUGGUACCUUGCAUAAUAAAGUUGGCUAUGUACUUGGUAGCCUCUUGUCAUGGACACACUUUGGCGUUCUCGUCUGGCAGAAAAUUGACUGCCCCAAAACACCUCAGAUACACAAACACUACUCUCUUUUCUCCAGCCUGCCCCAAAUAGCUUGCCUGGCAUUCCUCAGUUUCCAGUAUCCUCUUCUCCUUUUCAAGGGUUUAAAGGGCACUGAAAAGAACAAUGCUGCUGAGGAUCUAAGCAGCAGCUACUAUAAAGACUAUGUGAAGAAAAUCCUCAAGAAAAAGAAGCCCACCAAAAUCAGCACGUCUAGCACAGAGACGCCCAAGCUGCCUCAAAGAAUAAUUGAUGCUGUGAAAUCAUACAUUUAUACACCAGAGGAUGCCUUCCGUUUUCCACUGAAGUUGGCUAUAUCUGGUGUGGUAUCAUUUAUAACACUGUAUCAGAUGGGGCUGCUAAUCAUCUUGGCAGUGGUGCCGACUCUCCAGAUUGCUCGUUUGGGAGUAGACGAAGAUAUUGCCAACGUUUUAGCUGGCUUUAGGAUUGUGUUAUCUCCAGACAAACAUGAAGUGGUCAGAUUAGUCAUUUACUACAUGUGGUGUGUAGAAGUGUGUUAUAUCUCAGCAAUGACUCUGUCAGGAUUGGUCAACCUGGUGAUGCUCAUGCGAUCCAUGGUUCUGCAUCGGUCUAACCUGAAGGGGCUGUACAGAGGAGAUAUUUAUAAUGUUUACAACUGCCAGAGAAGGAUCAGGGCUUCCCGACCAGCACUGGUCUGCUGGAUGGGAUACACCAGCUUCACAGCAGCUCACAUUUGCAUUGGCAUGAUCAUCCAGACCAUGGUGUUCUUCCUCUGUCUUCUGAUCGCUGUCUUCCUCAUUAUAAUACCCGUCCUGCACACACAGAAUCUGAUUCUCUUUCAGAUCCUGUGGAGUAUGUGGCCUUUCUGGCUGAUGAUUAUCUUGGCUGUGUUGAUUCAACAUAUUACUGCCAGGUUUUGUUUCAUCAAAAAAAUAGCAGGCACACGAGACCUAAACAACAGGGGUAGUCUGUUCCUGCUGACGUACCUGCUGUUUCCAGUCAAUGUUCUGAUUGGGGUGCUAUUGGCAGUCUGGCGCAUGAUCAUCACAGCCCUGUUCAAUAUUGUCCACAUGGGACGCAUAGAUAUCAGUCUCCUUAACCGAAACGUGGAGGCCUUUGAUCCAGCCUACCGCUGCUAUGCUCAUUAUCUGAAGAUUGAGGUGAGCCAGUCUCACCCUGUGAUGAAGGCCUUCUGUGGGAUGCUGCUACAGUCUGUGGGCCAGGAGAGCAAUGCUGCACAGAGGUCACGGGAUGCUGAAGAGGGGAUCCAGCUGGUCCAGCAGGAGAAGAAACAGCACAAAGUAUCUAGUGCCAAGAGGGCUCGUGGGCACUGGCAGCUCCUCUACACCCUGGUCAACAACCCUUCCCUGGUGGGCACCAGGAAGCACUUCCAGCGUCAGACCACAGAGAGCUUUCUGAAUGGAAGCCUAAACCGCAGCACCAAGGAGGGGAGCAAAAAGGAGGCAGCAAGCAAGGAGGCAGAGGCUGCUGCAAGCAACAGAACAUGA